Gastrolobium bilobum is the source of this 981-nucleotide messenger RNA. RefSeq names its product galactinol synthase 2-like. Lineage: Eukaryota; Viridiplantae; Streptophyta; Magnoliopsida; Fabales; Fabaceae. Gene Ontology annotation, molecular function: glycosyltransferase activity. The record is from RefSeq and is a predicted model, not a curated record. The coding region runs from base 1 to 981 and encodes 326 amino acids. The transcript has 4 exons.
AUGUCAACUCAUACCACCAAAUUUGCUACCAAUGCUACUGCUGGUGAGAGUGGCUGUGCUCGUGCCCGUGCCUUUGUCACUUUUUUGGCAGGGGAUGGUGACUACGUGAAGGGUGUUGUUGGUUUGGCUAAAGGACUAAGGAAGGUCAAGUCCAUCUAUAAUCUUGUGGUUGCGGUCUUGCCUGAUGUUCCUGAAGAACACCGUAAGAUUCUUCACUCCCAAGGUUGCGUCGUGAGGGAGAUUACCCCGGUGCACCCUCCCGAGAAUCAGACAGUGUUUGCUCAUGCCUAUUAUGUCAUUAAUUACUCCAAGCUACGUAUUUGGGAGUUUGUGGAGUACAGCAAGAUGAUAUAUCUAGACGCUGACAUUCAGGUUUUUGGAAAUAUUGAUCACCUGUUUGAUCUGCCUGAUAAUUAUUUUUAUGCGGUGAUGGAUUGUUUUUGCGAGAAGUCUUGGUGCCACACCCCUCAGUAUAAGAUCGGUUACUGCCAACAAUGCCCUGAUAAGGUUCAAUGGCCCUCUGAAUUUGGUCCCAAACCUUCUCUAUAUUUCAACGCUGGCAUGUUCAUUUACGAGCCAAAUAUGAACACGUGCAAUGAUCUCCUGAGAUCACUUCAAGUCACUGAGCCUACUUCCUUUGCUGAGCAGGACUUUCUGAAUAUGUACUUCAGGGACAAAUACAAGCCCAUACCUAAUGUUUACAACCUUGUCUUUGCCAUGUUGUGGCGUCAUCCUGAGAAUGUUGAAUUUGAAAAAAUUCAAGUGGCUCACUACUGUGCUUUUGGGUCUAAGCCAUGGAGGUUCACUGGGAAGGAGGAGAACAUGGACAGAGAGGAUAUCAAGAAAUUGGUGGACAUGUGGUGGGAGAUAUAUGACGAUGAGACACUUGACUAUAAUAACACUGUCAAUGUGGAACGUUUCAAGGGGGCGCUUUUGGAAGCUGGUGGCGUUAAGUUUGUGCCAGCUCCAUCCGCUGCCUAA